CAGCGAGACGCGCACUCGCCUGCCACUUUCUGCCCCGCACCUUCGUCUCUGCGUCGCCUGCACGCGCUCUUCCUCUCUCCCACAAGACUUCCUCGCCGCUCCUGUUGCCGCUUCGUCUCAACGCACUCUCUCUCACAGCAGCCUGCCCAGCCGCAAGGCCAGCGCGUCAGUCACGAUGGCCUCUUCCUCAUCUUCGCGCCCAGCGCCCAGCGCCGCCGAUGCCGCGCUUCUGCGCGCUGCUGUUGAGGCCACACAGGCAGAAGAUAUCUCGCGCGAGGAGCAGGAGCGCUUGAUCGCUGCAACGGGCAUUCUGGAGCGGCUACCGCCGGACUUCAUCCCCUUCGAUCCAGAGAACAAGCAGCCCUUCACCUCUGCGCGACCAGCCGAUCGGCGAGACGGCAUGCGUCCCUCGGAGCUACGGGCGCAGCUGGCGCGUGAGAGUGCAGGACGCCCUGCGGUGGAGUGGGCAAGCUCAGACGAGGAGGAGGAAGGGGAGGGCAGUGAAGUGGACAGCAUGGACAGCUAUGGUCAAGACGAUGCGACGUCCCUUGCACAAAGGCAGGAGGAGAGCGGCAUGCAUCCUGUCAUGGAGCAGACGCUCGAUCUGUUCAUCUGGGGCAUGCCCUUCGCAUUCAUGUUCGUCUUGAUGGACAUUAUGAUACAGCAGCAAUACGCGCAACACCCGACGGCACUCAGGGAGUUUGGCAGGCUGCUCGGGACACUGCCUUUCUUGCUCGUCUUCAUCUACUUCACGGCCAUUCGCAAGCCCCGCACGCCUCGAGGCCACUUCCUCAUGCAGACGUUCCUCACCGUCAUUUCAACAGUCAGCGGCGCCUCCUUCCUCUACAUCUACUCGAAGUCGCCGUACCAUCUCGUCAUCCGCCGCACACCGCCGCUGGGCACGCUGUGGAUGUACACCAUGGUGCGCCUCGACCUGGCGCCCAGCCUGGGCAGCCUGGCGGUCGUGUAUGGCUGCGUGCGCUACUGGGGCCUCAAGCUGUUCGAUUGAGCAGACGUGCGAGACGUGCGAUGGGCAUGAGAGGGGGAGGGUGCAAUGUCAUAGCUCAACACC
Messenger RNA from Tilletiopsis washingtonensis, 1072 nucleotides. RefSeq lists its product as hypothetical. The transcript is spliced from 6 exons. The record is from RefSeq and is a predicted model, not a curated record. Lineage: Eukaryota; Fungi; Basidiomycota; Exobasidiomycetes; Entylomatales. The coding region runs from base 176 to 1009 and encodes 277 amino acids.